Vairimorpha ceranae is the source of this 975-nucleotide messenger RNA. RefSeq names its product glutamate nmda receptor-associated protein 1. Gene Ontology annotation, molecular function: protein binding. Bases 1 to 975 code for a protein of 324 amino acids. The transcript has a single exon. The record is from RefSeq and is a predicted model, not a curated record. Lineage: Eukaryota; Fungi; Microsporidia; Nosematidae.
AUGAAAAAACUUUCUAUUGUUAUUGCAGGCAAAACUAUGACUUUAGAACUUGAUAGUUUAGACAUUACGGUUGAAGAGUUAAAAAAGAAAAUCGAAAAUUUGGUACCUGAUAAUAAGAAAUAUACUAGUGACAAGCAACUUUUGUUACUGAAGAAGAAGAAGUUAGAAGAUGGUAGCAAGCUUAGUGAUUUUAUCAAUGAGGAAGAAGAGAAUGUUAAAGUAUUUGUUUUAGAAAAGAGAUCUAGUUCUAAUGCUAAAGAACAAUCUACUAAUCCUUAUGCUAAUAAUCAACCUUCUUCUAAUUCACAACAGCCUAAUCCAUAUGCAGCCCCUCAGCAAAACCAUCAGUAUCCACCUCAUAUGGGCUAUCCUCAAUAUCAUCCACAGCAAAUGGGUUAUCCUCAAUAUCCACCGCAAAUGGGAUACCCCCCUCAAAUGGGUUAUCCUCAACAGAAUCCACAACACAUGGGAUUCCCUUUUAUGCCGAUGAAUCAAAUGAAACCUUCUAAAGAAAUUAUAGAGAUGUUUUUAAAUAAUCCUGCUCUACUUGAUCAAAUUACAGAGAGUCAGGUUCAAGGAUUUCCGCCUGAAAAAAAAGAAGCUUACAAAGAACAGAUCAGCAAUGUAAUGAAAGCUAUGCAACAUGAUCCAUCGCUUCUUGAUAGUAUAUUACAGCUCUCUGGACUAAACAGUCCUUCUUUUGGAAGUCCACAAAUGAAUCAAUAUGGUGGAUAUCCUCAAUAUCCCCAAUAUCCACCAAUGUAUAACAAUGGGUAUCCUCAAUAUCCUCCUCAGCAGCCACAAAGCCCUGUACUUACAACUGAACAGUAUAAAAAAAAAUAUUCGCAACAAUUAACAUUUUUAAAUGAUAUGGGAUUUACUAAUGAAGAAGAUAAUUUGAAAGCGUUGAUUAAAGCGCAUGGAAAUCUUAAUUAUGCAUUGGAUUUGCUACAAAAGGAUGAUAAAUUUCUUUAA